AUGCCCAAUAUCAUGGACAGCAAUGACAUUUCGCCGGUGUCCGAUGUUCCCAUGAGAAAGAAAGCGGGCAGCGGCGGAUGUUCCAUCCCUGGCGGUACCGGCGUCCCCGGCAGCAGCAGCCGCACCGGCAGCAGCCGCACAGGUAGCAGUAGCAGCAGCAAGAGUUGCGUGGAUUCCAAGCCGGAGGACCAAGCAGGUCAAGCCGCCCAGAGGCUAAAGUUUGGCGCAGCGAACCACACGGGCAUGGACGAGGCGGACGACGGAGAAGAGGAGUCCAAGUUUCAGCACCCGCGAUUGCGCCGAGCCGGUGGCAGCAGCAGUGGCGGCGGAGGAGGAGGAGGAGGCGGUGGUGGAGGAGGCAGCAUUAGGAUGAAAAACUUUACGCCAGGAGGGGGAGCCGCAUCUACGGCGUGCAAGAAGUCAAACAACAACGAGCUCUCUUCAGCGCACGGGGAGCAGCCCGCCACUUCCUCCGACGCCGCCGUAGCGAGCAAACCGUCAGCUCCGACGUGCCAGGGACAUGCUGCCCCGCGGAACGAGCCCGUCAGAAGCGGGGACGCGAGAGCGAACACUACCGUAGUAGCAGUCACGGUAGAGGCGACACAUGCUCCAGGCGAUGGUAGCACCAGCACAGGUCUAGCCUCCAGCAUGAAAUGCAACAAAAACGGAGAAUGCCGGAGAGACUCCGGCACCGGGAGCCUCCGUUCUAUCAUGUCCAAGACGGACAAACAGGGCGGCGGGUGCUCAAACCGAAGGCAGUCCGCCGUCUGUAACUCCACCACCGCCAGCAUGGACGGGCUGACCACUCCUGUCGGCUCACUGGCGCUGGGCCACGGGGGCGACACGGCCAAUACCGGCGGCAACACCCCUGUCUCCGGUGGGGUGCCCGAGAAAAAGGACUCGAGGGUCUCCUUCUCUAACGCGCCGAGCCGGAAAGCGUCGUCCUCGGUUCACGGCAGCACUCAGCAGCCCGGGGCCCACCAGCAGCAGCCGAGGAAUUCGGUUACCUUCCAGAAGACUGAGGAUGGACCGGCUAUCGUGGCGGCUGCCGAGGAUACGGACGCCAACGGCAGCCAGGCGAGUUUCAUGCAACGGCAGUUCAGUAGCAUGCUUCAGCCCGGAGUUAACAAAUUCUCUUUGCGCAUGUAUGGAAGCCAAAAGGCAGUGGAGAGGGAGCAGGAACGCGUGAAGUCGGCGGGGAACUGGAUUAUUCACCCGUACAGUGACUUCAGGUUCUACUGGGACUUCACCAUGCUCCUGUUCAUGCUGUGCAACCUGAUCAUCAUCCCCGUGGGCAUCACCUUCUUCAAGGACGAGACCACCACCCCGUGGAUCAUCUUCAACGUGGUCUCCGACACCUUCUUCCUCAUGGACCUGGUGCUCAACUUCCGCACGGGCAUCAUCAUGGAGGACAACUCCGACAUCAUCCUGGACCCCAAGACCAUCAAGAUGCGCUACCUGAAGACCUGGUUCAUCGUGGACUUCGUCUCGUCCAUCCCGGUGGAUUAUAUCUUCCUCAUCGUGGAGCAGGGCAUCGACUCGGAGGUGUACAAGACGGCGCGCGCCCUCAGGAUCGUCCGCUUCACCAAGAUCCUCAGCCUGCUGCGCCUCCUGCGCCUGUCCAGACUCAUACGCUACAUCCACCAGUGGGAGGAGAUCUUCCACAUGACCUAUGACCUUGCGAGUGCGGUGAUGCGCAUCUUCAACCUGAUCGCCAUGAUGCUGCUGCUGUGCCACUGGGACGGCUGCCUCCAGUUCCUGGUGCCCAUGCUGCAGGACUUCCCCUCCGACUGCUGGGUCUCCCUCAACAAGAUGGUGAACGACACCUGGAGUGAGCUCUACUCCUUCGCCGUCUUCAAGGCCAUGAGCCACAUGCUGUGCAUCGGGUACGGGCGGCAGGCCCCCGAGAGCCUCUCCGACAUCUGGCUCACCAUGCUGAGUAUGAUCGUAGGGGCCACCUGCUACGCCGUCUUCAUCGGCCACGCCACCGCACUCAUCCAGUCCCUCGACUCCUCACGCCGACAGUACCAGGAGAAGGGUGAAAAUGCCCCUUGUGCCCAGCGUGCCUGGCAACCCCUCCUCACUGAGUGGAAUAGAAUGGAGAACCAUGUGGUCGCCUGGUUACCACCCUGCUUUGUGUCCUGUGGUCGCCUGGUUACCACCCUGCUUUGUGUCCAUGUGGUCGCCUGGUUACCACCCUGCUUUGUGUCCCUGUGGUCGCCUGGUUACCACCCUGCUUUGUGUCCUGUGGUCGCCUGGUUACCACCCUGCUUUGUGUCCUGA
This is a messenger RNA of Clupea harengus (Atlantic herring), 2283 nucleotides long. Its product is annotated as potassium/sodium hyperpolarization-activated cyclic nucleotide-gated channel 4. The transcript has 5 exons. Gene Ontology annotation, cellular component: HCN channel complex; axon; dendrite. NCBI's taxonomy places the organism in Eukaryota, Metazoa, Chordata, Actinopteri, Clupeiformes, Clupeidae. The record is from RefSeq and is a predicted model, not a curated record. Gene Ontology annotation, biological process: regulation of membrane depolarization; potassium ion transmembrane transport; sodium ion transmembrane transport. Gene Ontology annotation, molecular function: voltage-gated potassium channel activity. The coding region runs from base 1 to 2283 and encodes 760 amino acids.